Messenger RNA from Ziziphus jujuba (common jujube), 576 nucleotides. Its product is annotated as receptor kinase-like protein Xa21. The coding region runs from base 1 to 576 and encodes 191 amino acids. Gene Ontology annotation, molecular function: ATP binding; protein binding; protein kinase activity. The record is from RefSeq and is a predicted model, not a curated record. Gene Ontology annotation, biological process: protein phosphorylation. NCBI's taxonomy places the organism in Eukaryota, Viridiplantae, Streptophyta, Magnoliopsida, Rosales, Rhamnaceae. The transcript has a single exon.
AUGGAUUUGUCAAGAAACAACUUAUCCGGAGAAAUUCCAAAUUCUUUGGAGGCAUUACUGAGCCUAAAACAUUUCAAUGUGUCUUACAACCAACUGGAAGGAGAAAUCCCUACUGGAGGACCUUUUGUGAAUUUCUCAGCUGAGUCAUUUUUGUCGAACAAUGGACUUUGUGGUGCAUCUCGACUGCAAGUAUUGCCAUGCAAAAGGAAAGAAACUUAUAAAUCAAGAAAUGCAACGGAAACUAUAGAUGUGCUGAGGAUUACUUUGCCGAUGGUUUCAUUAAUAAUACUUAUAUUGGCAUUUGCAUGUUUGGUCGUGAGAUGCAAAAAAGAGAAGGCUUUGAAAAUUUCGAGUGAGGCCAACUUGAAACUUCCACCCACAUGGAGAGAGAUUUCACAUGAAGAGCUGCUGGAGGUAACGAAUGGCUUUAACAAAGCAAAUUUACUUGGUACAGGGAGUUUUGGCUCCGUAUAUGAAGGAAAACUCAAUGAUGGAUUGCAUGUUGCAAUAAAAGUUUUCAAUCUGAAUGUCGAAAAGGCAUGUAAGAGUUUUGAUGCUGAAUGUGAAGCAUAUUAG